GUAAAAGAAAACCGACGCGCCUUGGCUCUCUUAUGCUUGUUGUGCCGUUAUUUACUUUUAGGAAGUAACUCGUGAGCAGUUAACAGUAGUAUAGUAUACAGAUUAUUAUUUUAACUCUAUACCACCUUGCCUGAUGAAAUGACGCACAUUUAGGCAGGAAAACUCUUGAAUUAGACACUUUUGCUGCAGAAGCCGUCAUGUUCCACAACAGCUCACAAAGUAAAUACUGGACAUUUGACAGUGAGGAAAAAGUUGAGCGGAUGAGGUGCAAGGCCAAUGAGAAAUUCCGUAACAAGGCACUACAAAGUGGGAAGCCUGGUGUGAAUGAGUCCAUGUUCUUGGAGCGUCACGAAGAAGAUGUAUUAUUUCGUCACUACGAGAGGAGACUGCUGGACUUCUGCAAUGCUUUUAAGCCUGCAAUGCCCAAGUCUGUUGUGGGUACAGCCAUCAUGUACUUCAGAAGAUUCUACCUGAAUAACUCCAUUAUGGAGUACCACCCCAGGAUUAUCAUGCUAACGUGUGCAUACCUGUCCUGUAAAGUGGACGAGUUCAAUGUGUCCGGCGCACAGUUUGUAGGAAAUCUUCAAGAGACAGCAGCAGGACAGGAGAGGGUUCUGGAGCAAAUUCUGGAGUAUGAACUGCUGCUAGUUCAGCAGCUCAAUUUUCACCUGGUGGUCCACAACCCAUACAGACCCAUGGAGGGUUUUCUCAUUGAUCUCAAGACUCGAUAUCCUGCACUGGAGAACCCAGAAACAUUGAGGAAGAGUGCUGAUGACUUUCUGACCCAGGCAGCUAUGACAGAUGCAGGACUGCUGUUUUCUCCCUCACAGAUCGCUCUGACUGCUAUUCUGAACAGUGCUUCUAGAGCAGGACUAAACAUGGAGAGCUACCUGACUGAAUGCUUGGGACUGAAAGACGAUAAGGAGACCCUCUCGAAGAUGUAUGACUUGAUGAGACGGAUGAAGACCCUCCUGAAGAAAUAUGAACUUCCAAAACCUGAGGGGGUGAACAUUUACAAACAAAAGUUGGAGAGGAUUCAUGCUGAGUUUACCAGUUCAAGCACCAAACGGAAGAGAGGAUAUGAAGAAGAUGGCCAUGUAGCAAAAGUGUCCCGUUUGGCUGAAGAGGAAUGGACUGAUGAAGACCUCAUAUGAGCUUCAUGUGGUUGUGGAAUGGAACUAAAUUCUUUUACUGCUUGGCUCCAACAUUUUAGCAAACAGUAUGGCAAAUACUGCAGAAACAAAAUCAAAGUAUACAUUUUCUACUGCAUGUUUUGUUUGCUUUUUUGUGCAGAUAGAAUAAAGGUAUUUUUAUACACA
Molecule: messenger RNA, 1319 nt
Organism: Melanotaenia boesemani (Boeseman's rainbowfish)
Lineage: Eukaryota; Metazoa; Chordata; Actinopteri; Atheriniformes; Melanotaeniidae
Gene: ccnh
Product: cyclin H
Exons: 10
Coding region: 198-1154 (318 amino acids)
Biological process (GO): regulation of transcription by RNA polymerase II; regulation of cyclin-dependent protein serine/threonine kinase activity; DNA-templated transcription
Cellular component (GO): transcription factor TFIIK complex; nucleus
Molecular function (GO): cyclin-dependent protein serine/threonine kinase regulator activity
Source: RefSeq, a predicted model, not a curated record